UUCCAUCAAUUAUGCGUACCCUAAGAGCAAAUGGUUGCGAAUCACUACAAAAACUCCCAGAUUUGUCGAGUCUCUCCUCCUACCAGCUUGAAGUUGACUUGCCUUCAUGUUGUGAAUUAUCCCGCAAAGGAGUCAAAGUUGCUGAUGUGUCAUUACUCGAGGGACUCCCGAAGAUGGGUAGUGUAGAAAUUCUCCUAAUUGGAGGAGAGAUGCCAGAAUGGUUUCUCCCCUGUGAAAAUGGCUUCUUAUAUUUCGUGGUUCCCCAAGACUUGUCUGACAAGUUCAGAGGACUAGUACUCUGUGUCGUUCUUGGCGUGGAGAAAGGAAAAGUGGCCAAUGAUUCAUGUGAGAUCCAAAUAUCUGUUAAUGGCCAAAGUGUCAUUUGGCAACGGAAACACUUUUAUUCAUCGGAAUCGGAUCAUCUACGCCUUCUAUAUUUCCCGCGAAGUAUGCUGAAUGUGACAUCCAAAUGUCGGAACCAAUUCGAAAUUUGCCUCAGCACAUCGGAAGGAACCUUUAAAAAGUGUGGAUUCCGCCCAAUAUGUGAGCAACAGGAGGAUGAUCUGAGGGUUGUGCUCUAGCACCAUAAGCCGAAUGGAUACCUGAGGACAGACUUAGAAGAAGGCAACUCAAUAGAAACUGAAGAAGAAUAUAGUCCCAGUGAAACAGAUGCAGAGGAAAGCUGAUCAACUUUAACAAAGAAGAGAAGAUGGUCUUAACCACGGCAAGACUAUGGGAUCCACUCGCACCAACCUAUCAUGAGUGUUGGCUUGUGAAACAUACCUGUUGAAUUGGCCACAACUUGCUGAGGAAGUGAUUCUCGGAGAAGAGAGCUAGGUGAUUUCGAUUCCACUGACUUUUGCUUUUCCCCUUUUUUCCGUCUCUACUAGAAACUUUCGAAUGUUUGCACCUUCAAUUGAAAUUCAAAAUCACUAUC
Rhodamnia argentea is the source of this 937-nucleotide messenger RNA. RefSeq lists its product as uncharacterized. The record is from RefSeq and is a predicted model, not a curated record. Bases 12 to 581 code for a protein of 189 amino acids. NCBI's taxonomy places the organism in Eukaryota, Viridiplantae, Streptophyta, Magnoliopsida, Myrtales, Myrtaceae. The transcript is spliced from 2 exons.